GCACAUCUGCCCCGUCGCGACUCACAGUUUCCCAGGAAGUUUACCCAGGCGGCAGCGUGCAGGUCUGGUCCGAUUACCUCAACGUGCACUUGCAUCCCAAGAGCAUCUAUGUCAUCCAUCAGUACAUGCACGAUGGGGACUGUGAUUGUCUAGAAGCCUUCGGGCAAGGCGAAACUCUUCUGCAGGAUCCUGGCUGCAUAGAGGAGCUGGAAGAUCGGUUGCACUUCUACGUUGAAGAGUGCGAUUAUCUACAGGGAUUUCAAGUCCUCUGUGACCUACACAAUGGAUUCUCUGGAGUUGGUGCCAAGGUGACAGAGCUGCUGUACGAUGAGUAUUCGGGAAAAGGAAUCCUGACCUGGGGCUUGACUCCAGCCACGAGCAACGUGGGAGAUUCUCGGAAGAAUUUUUGCAGAUUGAUGAACACAGCCCUAGGAAUUGUCCAUCUUUCCCGUCACAGCUCGCUCCUUUGCCCCCUGUCGCUCAGUGGGAGUUUAGGAAUCAAGCCACAGCCUCCUGUUACAUUUCCGUAUAUCAGCUAUGAUGCAUCCCUUAACUACCACAGCAGCGCGAUCUUGGCGGCAGCACUCGACACCCUCACUGCUCCGUACCGGCUCCGUUCCUCUCGGGGCUCCAUGAUGCACCUUGCUGAGACACUGAACUUCUCCGGGCGAAAGGUGGUGGCUGCGUGGGCAUCUGUUCCCUUUCCUGCCCUGCGCGGCUCCUCGCUCCCCGAUGCUUUAUGUGCCUACCAGCAGGACGUGCCCUGGCAGCUUCUGUCUUCAUGUAGGGAGCAAAAGGCUGGCCCCUGUUUUGCUCAGUCUGUUGUGCUACGAGGAAUUCGCAAAGGAAGUCACGUCAGCUGUCCCGGAAAGCAGCCCGCUUCUCCACUGCAUACUUGUGAGAGCACGGAGCAGGUUCUGCAGCGUUACUUGCACACUCUGUUUCCUGGGGCAUUGAGCACCUCCCACGUGCUUGCGCAGCCCUGUAACACCCUACCUCCGUACCCCCAGUUUUUUUCUCCUCUUCUGACCAGACAAGGCUUCCUCCUGGAUGAACCUCCCAGUUCCUUGGCAGCAGCUGUUGAAAGCAUCCCUGUCCUGGCAGCCCUGCAGUCCUCACCAGUUCUGCACACGCUCCUCUACAGCUUGUACAGGGACCUGCAGAAACCCAACACGCGUCGGCUGGCCAGCUUCUUCUCUGCUGGCGUUGAGCAGGAUGACUUCCAGGAGGCCUUAGAGGAGCUGAGAACUCUGUCACAGUGCUAUGACACGGGGUCUGAGGCAGAUGAAUCUGAAGAUGAAGCAGAUUCAGACUAA
Messenger RNA from Mesitornis unicolor (brown roatelo), 1316 nucleotides. RefSeq names its product misato 1, mitochondrial distribution and morphology regulator (gene MSTO1). Lineage: Eukaryota; Metazoa; Chordata; Aves; Mesitornithiformes; Mesitornithidae. Gene Ontology annotation, biological process: mitochondrion distribution. The annotation marks the transcript as partial. Gene Ontology annotation, cellular component: cytoplasm. The transcript has 9 exons. The record is from RefSeq and is a predicted model, not a curated record.